AUGCAAACUAAUAGUUCUUUGCCUCCAUCUAUUGAUCAGCUUAUGGAAAAAUCUUUAACAACUGAAAAAGGUAUGGGUGGGAUAGAUGGCCAUCCACCUGAUUUGGCGACUAUUUUCUUUAAGAUUCAUAAGAAAGAUAACAAACUCGUUGAACCUGAAGCAAUUGAAAAACAUGCUCAACUUGAGGAAAUAGUUCAAGAAGAUCCAUCUCUAUCUAGGAUAGAGAUUGUUGAAAAAUGUUGUGGACCACUAACUCGUAGCCAUGCAUUUGGAUAUGGGGGGACAUUAGCAAAUGGGAUGACUGUAGCUGUCAAAGUUUUCAAUGUGCAGAUGGAAGGCACAUUCCAAACCUUUAAAUUGAAUAUCAUUUUCCACGUUGCAUCUGCUUUGGAAUUUCUCCACCAUGGUUACUCAGUUCCAGUUAUUCACUUUGAUCUUAAGCCUAGCGAAGUGUUACCUGACAACGAAAUGAUGGGACACCUUAAUGACUUUGGCAUUGCAAAACUUCUAUGA
Messenger RNA from Solanum stenotomum, 513 nucleotides. Its product is annotated as receptor-like protein kinase 7. The record is from RefSeq and is a predicted model, not a curated record. Gene Ontology annotation, biological process: protein phosphorylation. NCBI's taxonomy places the organism in Eukaryota, Viridiplantae, Streptophyta, Magnoliopsida, Solanales, Solanaceae. Bases 1 to 513 code for a protein of 170 amino acids. The transcript has 5 exons. Gene Ontology annotation, molecular function: protein kinase activity; ATP binding.